Choloepus didactylus (southern two-toed sloth) is the source of this 1259-nucleotide messenger RNA. It is a transcript of the gene RNF212, whose product is annotated as ring finger protein 212. NCBI's taxonomy places the organism in Eukaryota, Metazoa, Chordata, Mammalia, Pilosa, Megalonychidae. Gene Ontology annotation, cellular component: synaptonemal complex. Gene Ontology annotation, biological process: protein sumoylation; reciprocal meiotic recombination; homologous chromosome pairing at meiosis. The record is from RefSeq and is a predicted model, not a curated record. Bases 80 to 847 code for a protein of 255 amino acids. Gene Ontology annotation, molecular function: SUMO transferase activity. The transcript is spliced from 10 exons.
ACUAGCGUGUGUGCAGGUGUGGGGUUACCCGCCUUUUCGGCCGGUUUCAAGCUUCUCGAAUUCGGGCGCCCGGCGGGGAAUGGCCAGCUGGGUGUUCUGUAAUCGCUGCUUUCAGCCUCCCUGCAGUACCUCGAGCUUCAGCCUGACCAACUGUGGGCACGUGUACUGCGACGACUGCCUGGGCAAAGGUAAAAAGGAUGAAUGCUUGAUUUGCAGAGUUCCUUGUCGCACAGUUUUACUUUCAAAACAUACUGACUCAGAUAUUCAGGCGUACUUUAUGGGCAUAGAUGGCCUGUGUAAGAAGUAUUCGAAAGAAACCUUCCAGGUUUCAGAAUUUCAAGAAAAGCACAGGAAGAGGUUGUUAACCUUCUACAGAGAAAAGAUCUCCAGGCUGGAGGAGGCCCUCAGGAGGUCGGUGCUCCAGGUGGAACAGCUCCGGAGUAUGAGACCAUUGCAACAAACAGCUUUCAACACAAUAAAAACCUCGGUAUCGGCUCCUUCAGCAAAGUCAAAUGGACAUGUGUUCCCACCACCUAAACUGCCAGCGUCCGGAAGGGUACAGAUGAUGGACGUUGAUCUUACCCCUUCCCCAGUGAGAAAACCUGAGACAGCAGCUGGCCCGACAAGGAUCUCUUUGAUCAGUCCCCCGCAGGAUGGACGCAUGGGUGACAUUAGCGUUGAUGAUUAUGAACAUAAUUUUCAGAGAAUUGCAGGCAAAGGAUGCAGAAGAAUUCCCACACAGACUGCUCCACCAAGAAGGGGCCUCGAGGCACACCCCAGUAAAAGGCAGCAUUGCUGUGUUGAGGAUGUUCCUUUAUUCCUAAUUUGUUUGGUGUUUUUAUCAUGAAUUGGUAUUAGAUUUUGUCAAAUGACUUCUGCUUCUAUUGAGAUGAUCAUAUCGUGUUUGCCCUUUAUUCUUUUAAUAUGGUAUAUUGCAUUGAUUUAUUUUUGUAUUUUGUACUAACUUUGCAUUUUUGGAAUAAGUCCUGUUUGGUGGUUUAUAAUCCUUUAUACAUGCUACUGAAUUGGUUUGAUAGUAUUUGUUGACGGUUUUGUAUAUAUACUCCUAAGGAAUACUGAUCUGUACUUUCCUUUUCUUGUGAUGUCUUUGUCUGGUUUUGGGAUUAGGCUAACACAUGAAAUGAGUUAGUUAGAAAGUGUUCCAAACUUGAAUCUUUUUUUAUAUUUUCUGUUUCUCUCAAUAUUCCCUGUCCAUUGGAUUGUUGUCAUCAUCUUUUCCUUUAAUUCUUUGAACUUGU